Actinia tenebrosa (Australian red waratah sea anemone) is the source of this 3590-nucleotide messenger RNA. RefSeq names its product centrosomal protein of 120 kDa. NCBI's taxonomy places the organism in Eukaryota, Metazoa, Cnidaria, Anthozoa, Actiniaria, Actiniidae. The record is from RefSeq and is a predicted model, not a curated record. Gene Ontology annotation, cellular component: centrosome. Gene Ontology annotation, biological process: interkinetic nuclear migration; positive regulation of centriole elongation.
CUGAUUUGUAAUUUUCGGUUUGUUUGGCUUCGUUUCCUUUGAUUUGCUUCAAAUUUUUUCUUCGUAUGUGGUUCAAACAGCCUAAUCUUGCUAAUGAUGUGAGUCUUAGGGAAGUCAUUUUGUAAAUGGCGGUCGGGGAUCAAAUUUUAGUGGUCGUUUCGAUUCUUGAAGGGAAAAAGUUCCCGAAGCGCCCCAGGCACAAGAUCUUAAUUGAGACAAAGUUUGAUGGAGAAACACUCUCAACUGAUCCCAUUGAUCACAGUGAAUCUCCAGAAUUUUCAACAGAGUUGGCAUGGGAACUGAAUAAGAAAAGCCUUCAUCAACAUCGUCUUCAGCGAACACCAAUAAAAGUCCAGUGUUAUGCACUGGAUGUCUUGACAUCACAAAAAGAAAAUGUUGGUUAUGUUAUACUUGAUCUAAGAAGUGCACCGCAAAAACCUGAGAGAGCUCAGUGGUACCCACUUCUGAGUUCAAAGUAUCAAAAGCUCAAGCCAGAAAUCAAACUUCAGUUGUGUCUAGAAGAUGACUCCCAGCCAAAACCUGCUGAUAAACCUCACCCUUCACCUGGGCAUCAGCAGCCGCAGCCAAAAAGAAAAGAACCACCACCAGCACCAGUUAUCACUUUAGCAAGUCCAGGCAACCUUCAUCCCUUACUAAACAAUGAUGAAGGAUUCUACCAAAUUGGUCCCAAAACUUCUGCUAACAAAGUAUUUGUUUUGUCUGUAACCAUUGGUUUUGCAUCAAACCUGGCUAAGCUCAUACCAUCAUCAUUCAAGCUAUCAGACCCCAAACUAGGUGGAGGAUUUUACUUUUAUUACUCACUUCUUGGUAACGAUGUCACUAAUGAAGUCUUCCAUGACCUACUGCAGCCUAACUUCCCUGCCGAGAGAGCAUCAGUCAGGAUCAAUAGUACCUUUGAAACUCUGAAGCAGUUCUUUACCUCCUCACACCAUGGCCUGGAGGUUCAUCUUUGCAGUGGAGACCAGUCACUCGGCAUGGCCUCAGUAUCUUUACAAAGCCUCCUAACACAGGAAGCCCAGUUGCUGGAAUCUCCAGCAGUCAUAGAAGCCUUGUUUAAACUACGACCAAUGAGCUCACAGCAGGAGAUGCCGUCUGUUCCAGAUGAUACAGAUCCAGUGGUGUGUGUUUCUGUAUCUCUCAGAUACGAACAACCAGGCGCUGGUGGCUUCUCCCCUGAUAGAGCAAAGAUUGGCUCAGUUGUUAAGACCCCAAAGAAAACUGAACAACAAAGAGGUCCACCCAAGACUCCUCCAAAACCACUACCAACCAGAUCUGAAAAGGGUCCAAUUAAUACAGGUGCUGGAACUAUGGCACCAAAUGUGAAUUGCUCUCCAAGCACCCCUGCCAGGCCAAGCACUAGUACCCCAGACAAGGCCACUAAUCAUGGGAGAGAAGCAGAAGACACUAAAGGGCAUGCUGUACCUUCACCAAUAAAGAAUCAAAAAUCUCCAAAACGACACCCCAAGAAGCAGCCACAUCCUAAAUCAACAAGUGCUCCAUCUUCUACAGCUAGCCAAGUGACAUAUGGCCAUGGAGGAAUGAGUUCAUCAGCUGAUCCUGAUACUCGGCAUUUUUGUUUCUCUAUUGACCUCAGGACCAUUAGUGAUUUGGACGUCAAUGCCCCCAUUAACUGUUUUCUUAGGUAUACCUAUCCAUUUUUUGGUUCAUCUGCUCCAGUCAUGACCAGUCCUCCAGUAGAGGUAUCCCGACACAUACAAGUACUGCUGCCCAAGUCAUUCUGUGCUUUUGAUUUCGCUGCUUCGCCAACGUUAUUACAGGAAACCUUUAUGGGGAUUCCCCUGGUAGUAGAGGUAUGGCACAAAGAUCAAAUGGCUGGAAACCUUCUUCUAGGCACGGCUACUGUUACUCUUGGACACAUUCUGGCUGUGGAUAGAGCGAAAAUGCUGAGUGGUGGUGUUACGGGAUACAGACAGAUCUACAGUGAAAGAGUUCCAGUCAUCACAGCACAUGAACCAACAAGAAAGAUCGGAGACCUUCAUGUCGUUCUUGGUCUGGAAGAUUUUGGUCCUGUCAACCCACAGCAACUCCUCGCAGCUCGUAGUGGUCUCCAGUCCUUAAGCAACACUACAUCUUCAAUUGAAAGUAGUCAAGCCUCGUCCGCCAUACCUCUCGCUCAACCCCAGCGUGUACCACCCCAUCAGCCUGAGCCUCCGGCAUUAACAGACCCCAGGGCUACUGCUGAAUACCAGGCCGCCAUGGAACUGGAACUAUGGAAAGAACAACAGGAGGAAAUCUUCCAAGCCCAGCUGCAAGAAAAAGAAACUCUUCACAUGAGAACACUAGCUGAAGAAUGGAAACGAAGAGACAAAGAACGCGAGCUUUUGGUCAAGAAAAAGGUAGAAGAGUAUUCCAAGUUAGAAGAAAAACUCAAGGGAACUGUUGCUGACCUGGAGAAACGAGAACGUCAACUCGCGGCAAACGAAGCCCAGGCCUUGCGUCUAAAGGAAGACCUUGAGCAUCAACACGAGAGAAGAUUACAAGAAGUCAAAGAAGCUGCUCGAAGAAUGAAGGAGGAUUGUGCUCACCAGGUCGAAAUGGAGAGAGGGAAAGUACGAGAUUUAGAGCAGCAGAAGCAAAGGCUGGUUGAACAGUUAUACGCAGCGGAGAAACGUUAUCAGGACAAGGAGAAUGAGUUCGUGUCUUACAAAGAAAAUCAACUCACUAAACCUGAAGUCAGAUUACAGUCGGAACUCGAUCUCUUGAAGGUUGAARAGGUUGAAUUAGAACGGAAGCUAGACACGGCAAAUAAAUCAAAGAUUCACUAUAAGCAGCAGUGGGGUCGAGCACUGAGAGAAGUGGCACGACUCAAGCAACAAGAACAAGCAUUGGCGAGAGUGAGGCUUAAGAAACAGGAACAGGAGCUGGAACGCAUGAGGCUGCGCUACCUGGCCGCUGAGGAAAAAGAGGUUGUAAAAGCUUCCGAGAAAAACGAAUUAGACGACAUCAAGCAAGAGCUAUUAAGGCUGAAGCAACAAGAACAAGACAAAUUACGGCUGUCAGAAAGUACGUCACAAAUUCAAGGACCUACUACUCAAAGACACCAGAUACACGAGCCACAUUCACAUCACUCAGGGAUGGGUUCCUUCAACGAAGCGCAAGAAGACAUUGACAAUCGAAUAGCAAAAUUAAUAGAAGAGAGAGACACUUUAUUACAGACAGGGGUCUACACGACGGAUGAUAGAAUCAUUGUGGAGCUUGAUAGACAGAUAAGAGAUGCUAUAGCGAGUAAAGGAUGAGGAAAGCUAUCUUGCUACAUUUUGGGGGGAGGGGAGGGAAGGGGAGAUGCCAGAAACAUUGAAUGAGAAAGAGAAAAAAGGGUUGACAUUGAAAGAAAUGAAAGGGAAGGAAAAUAAGACUAUAAAAAAGCUUAGGUGCAUACUUUUAAUUCAGUCAUUCCUUCAAUUCCUUUCUUCCCCAUUCCAUUCCAUUCCAUUCUACUCCAAGGUCGUAUCCACCAUAUUUCAUAAAGUUACUAAUCGUUCGAGGUAACGCGACUGGAGGAUAAUUUACCGUUCAUGGACUAAAAAAAUAUUUUUUAAGAAAGAAUA